AUUGUGCAUGAUGAGAUUUAUAAAUUGAUGCUGAUGAGAGGAAGAUUUGAAGUUGGUUAGUAUUGGGAGACAGUCAAAUAGGACAUUUUGUAAAUAUUUGGAGGGACAUUAUGUUUAAAACAAGAGGGAUUUAAAAAGAUCAGAGCUAUAAGAAUUUCAAAAAAAACACAAUGGUAGACAUCUUACAAUUAUAUUUAUACUGGGCAAAUUGACUCUUGAUUCAUGUAUGCCAAAUUGAACAAAUGUCUAUGCAAGUUAAAUUCCAUGUGAUAAAAAAGGAAUUGAAUAGUUUCGCAUCAGUUGCAAGCCUAACAAAUACUAAUGGAGGCGAUUUGCAAGAUGAGCGGAAAGAGCGGAGGGGUGAGCGGGAGGAGCGGAGCGGUGAGGAUUUCAAAUGAAGAGGCCUCUGAAGAUGGCGAAGAUGUUGCUGAUGAGGUCAUUGUUGCGUAUCCUGGCUCUCGGCAUUCAGUCAAUUCGUUGCCUUGGGGUUCGGUUCGGAUUUCUACUGAUGUUUCUGAGAGUUACUUUGGCUUCAGUGCGAAUUGGUUGCCUAAUGCCUAUGGUGGUGCUUUUUACUCUGCAUGGAGUCUUCUUGCCAUGGUCUUCCUUGACUUCACUACGAUGGUGAUUAUGGAGAUGGCCCUAUCUUCUAUUGAGUUGGAGAUAGUGUGUGCUGGAGAUGACCCUUCUUCUAUAGAGGUGGAGUUGGAUGUUGCGGGUGUUAUUGAGAGGUGUUGGUUGGGGGUUGAUGGUAACUUGUCUCUUGGCUGUAAGGAUAAUGAGGCUGGGUUGUAUGUUGACUUUUCUCCUUCUUCUUCUAUUGAGGUGGAGUUCUUGAAGGGUUUGGUGAAUUCAAUGUUGCUCAUUCUCAAGGUUAAGGUUAUGAGAGCCUUGCUAAAACCCAUGGUUAUAGUUGAGGGAUCCUGGAAAAACCUUAUGUUCAUGCUUAUUUAAGUUUUCUAGUGAAUGAGUUUGGCGUUCUUUUUCAGGUAGGUAUUCAAUGUUUAAUCUUUGAGGAUAGGCUGAGGAUGGGCUGCUGAUUAUCUAUGAUGUAUAUUUUGGCAACGUUUUGUUUUGGGUUUCAGACCUGUGUAAAAUCCGAGGGUUUCAGGUCCCUUCAAAACUUGUUGUAAGAGGUUUCGGGUCCCCUCAAAACCUAUUUGAUCUUUAUAAAAAAAUAAAUACUAA
Molecule: messenger RNA, 1188 nt
Organism: Cryptomeria japonica (Japanese cedar)
Lineage: Eukaryota; Viridiplantae; Streptophyta; Pinopsida; Cupressales; Cupressaceae
Exons: 2
Coding region: 322-954 (210 amino acids)
Source: RefSeq, a predicted model, not a curated record